AUGGGUAUGAUGAAGGAAAGAUUUGCUAAACUCCUAUUGGGAGAAGACAUGUCAGGAGGAGGAAAGGGUGUUUCUUCAGCUCUAGCCUUGUCGAAUGCCAUCACAAACCUUGCUGCUUCUGUUUUUGGAGAACAAUCGAAGUUAGAGCCGAUGUCACCAGAGACGAAAGCGAGGUGGAAAAAAGAGGUUGAUUGGCUUUUAUCUGUUACAGAUUACAUAGUUGAAUUUGUUUCUUCUCAACAGAAAUCGAAGGACGGAACAUCUAUGGAGAUAAUGGUGACACAGCAAAGAAGAGACCUCCUUAUGAACAUUCCAGCAUUGAGAAAGCUUGAUGCAAUGUUAAUUGGUACACUCGAUAACUUCAUAGACCAACAUGAAUUUUGGUAUGUGUCAAAAGAUGCAGACGAGACUGAAAAAGGCGUGCAAAGAAAUGAAAAGUGGUGGCUACCUACGGUCAAGGUUCCUCCGAAUGGAUUAUCUGAAGAAUCGCGACAAUUUCUACAAAAACAAAAGGAAGCUGUAAAUCAAGUGUUGAAAGCAUCCAUGGCCAUAAAUGCUCAAAUACUAUCAGAUAUGGAGAUCCCUGAGAACUAUAUUGAAUCCCUACCCAAGAAUGGUAGAUCAAGCCUCGGUGAUUUAAUCUACAAAAGCAUUACCGUUGAGUUCUUUGAUCCUCAACAAUUUCUUUCAACUAUGGACUUGUCAUCAGAGCACAAAGUUCUUGACCUAAAGAACAGAAUCGAGGCAUCUAUUGUGAUAUGGAAAAGGAAAAUGAAUCACAAGGAUGGGAAAUCUGGGUGGGGUUCGGCUGUGAGUUUGGAGAAAAGGGAGUUAUUUGAAGAACGAGCAGAAACAAUCUUACUCCUGCUCAAACAUCGGUUCCCUGGAAUUCCUCAAUCUUCACUUGACAUAAGUAAAAUCCAAUAUAACAGGGAUAUAGGCCAUUCUAUCUUGGAGAGCUAUUCAAGAGUACUCGAAAGCUUGGCCAACACAGUGAUGUCUCGUAUUGAGGAUGUUCUUUAUGCAGAUUCUUUGGCUCAAGAUCCGUCACUCGCAGUAGUAACAUGGAAGCCUUCGAUAGACUCCACCACCCCAUCACCAACAUUGAGCAGUUUUCCAAGUCCGGGGGAAGAGACAGAGAAAUUGAGUUCAGCAGAAGCGACACCGACUUCAAUGACACUGUCCGAUUUCAUGGGUUGGAACUUAGAGCCUUCAGAAGACACGAAUAUUAGAAGGAAUUAUUCAACUGGUAAUUUAGAUUCUUUUGUAAAGGAUGACGAAGAAAAGAUCAUGACUAAACCUUCUAAUAUUAACAUCAAGAAGUUUUCGUAUAUUGAUAAAAUUGAUACGGGUGGCCUAAGAAGUCCAACCUCCCGCCAUUAAUGGGAAAACAUACAUAGAAGAGAAGGAAUCAGAACAGAGGCAAAGUGUUGUGUGAGACAAAUGUAAGAAAGAAAGUGUGAGAUAAAAGUAGUACAGUUCUCCCCCAAGAUGACCACUCAAGGAGUUAAUUGAGUUUGUACAUAUCUGACUUGCUGUCCGUGCCUAUGAACAGCGAUGCAUGAGCAUGCCUCACUUCCAUCCAGUUUGCUCAUGUAAAUGAUU
This is a messenger RNA of Olea europaea var. sylvestris, 1605 nucleotides long. Its product is annotated as rop guanine nucleotide exchange factor 9-like. NCBI's taxonomy places the organism in Eukaryota, Viridiplantae, Streptophyta, Magnoliopsida, Lamiales, Oleaceae. The record is from RefSeq and is a predicted model, not a curated record. The transcript has 6 exons. The coding region runs from base 1 to 1383 and encodes 460 amino acids. Gene Ontology annotation, molecular function: guanyl-nucleotide exchange factor activity.